AGAACACAAGCUCAAGUUACAUAAGUAAAUACUCUAGUUCCAUAUAGUAUAAUAUAGUCUACAAAAACGAAUCUGUGUCUUGUUUUGAGUUCGUGGGUUAACAUAUAUGUAUACACAGUUGAUGGGAAGAACUGGGAUCGCCAAAGCACCAAAGCUCCUGUUAAGGAGUUGGAGGCAAGUUCAAGGGCGUUCAGGGAUAAGCAGCAAAGCGGCAAAACCAAAUCCGACGACGGUCGUCGUUGACUACUCUGAAGAUAUUUCCGAUCAUCAUAGAGUAGAGACCAACUGUGGUGGCGAAGAGGAGUGGGUCCCACACCCACGUACCGGAAUAUUCUUUCCGCCGGGACAAGAGUCGGUGAUGGACGGCGUCCCUGAUGGUGCUGCUUCCUUUGACAUGACGUUUUGGCUCAGGAGCGUCGACGGUGUGGAUAAACCUGAUCCUGACCAUCAUUCCCCUAAUUGAAUUUUUUUUUUCUUAAUAAAUGAUGGGACUAUAGUAUAAAGUAAUUAUAGCAAAAAAUAAAUAAAUCCAAGGAAUGGUAUGUACUACCCAACGUUUGACUAUGAUAAUUUACAAUACUUAAA
Eutrema salsugineum is the source of this 585-nucleotide messenger RNA. RefSeq lists its product as uncharacterized. The transcript is spliced from 2 exons. Lineage: Eukaryota; Viridiplantae; Streptophyta; Magnoliopsida; Brassicales; Brassicaceae. The record is from RefSeq and is a predicted model, not a curated record. The coding region runs from base 107 to 463 and encodes 118 amino acids.